Molecule: messenger RNA, 630 nt
Organism: Penicillium egyptiacum
Lineage: Eukaryota; Fungi; Ascomycota; Eurotiomycetes; Eurotiales; Aspergillaceae
Source: the annotation of a GenBank genome assembly
AUGGCCAACUACCUCGCAUCCAUCUUCGGUACCGAGCAGGACAAAGUCAAUUGUUCCUUCUACUACAAAAUCGGUGCAUGCCGACACGGGGAUCGCUGCUCUCGCAAGCAUGUCAAACCUUCGUACUCGCAAACCAUUCUCAUGCCGAACAUGUACCAGAACCCGGCCUACGACCCCAAGAACAAGAUGAACCCCAGCCAGAUGCAGAACCACUUCGACGCCUUCUACGAGGACGUAUGGUGUGAGUUGUGCAAGUACGGCGAGAUCGAAGAGUUGGUCAUCUGCGACAACAACAACGACCAUCUCAUUGGUAACGUCUACGGCCGAUUCAAAUACGAAGAAGAUGCGCAGGCUGCAUGUGACGCAUUGAACUCUCGUUGGUACGCAGCGCGACCUAUCUACUGCGAGUUAUCGCCCGUCACGGAUUUCCGAGAAGCUUGUUGUCGGCUCAAUAGCGGUGAAGGAUGUGUACGAGGGGGCUUCUGCAAUUUCAUUCACCGGAAAGAUCCUUCAGCUGAGCUUGACCGCGAGCUGCGUCUCAGCACGAAGAAGUGGCUCAAGGAGCGCGGCAGAGACCCUCGUAGCGCCAGCCGAAGCCCCAGCCCUGAGCCCACCCGGCGCAGAUACUAG